This is a messenger RNA of Molossus molossus (Pallas's mastiff bat), 1140 nucleotides long. RefSeq names its product neuraminidase 2 (gene NEU2). Gene Ontology annotation, cellular component: membrane; lysosome; cytoplasm. Gene Ontology annotation, biological process: ganglioside catabolic process; oligosaccharide catabolic process. Bases 1 to 1140 code for a protein of 379 amino acids. The transcript is spliced from 2 exons. Gene Ontology annotation, molecular function: exo-alpha-sialidase activity. The record is from RefSeq and is a predicted model, not a curated record. NCBI's taxonomy places the organism in Eukaryota, Metazoa, Chordata, Mammalia, Chiroptera, Molossidae.
AUGGCAUCCUGCCCCGUCCUGCAGAAGGAGAGAGUGUUCAAGUCAGGAGCCCACGCCUACCGGAUCCCCGCUCUGCUCUACCUGCCGCCGCAGAAGACCCUGCUGGCCUUCGCGGAGAAACGGAUGAGCAAGAAGGACGAGCAUGCGGAGCUGAUUGUCCUGCGCAGGGGGAGCUACAAUGCCUCUACCCACCAGGUCAAGUGGCACGCGCAGGAGGUCGUGGCCCAAGCCCAGCUGGAGGGCCACCGGUCCAUGAACCCGAGCCCCCUGUAUGACGAGAAGACGGGGACCCUCUUCCUCUUCUUCAUUGCCAUCCCCAACCAGGUGUCUGAGCACCACCAGCUCCACACCAGGGUCAACGUGACGCGGCUGUGCCAAGUCACCAGCACCGACCACGGGAGGUCCUGGAGCCCCGCCAGAGACCUCACCGCCUCCGCCAUUGGCCCGGCCCACGAGGAAUGGGCCACCUUUGCGGUGGGGCCGGGGCACUGUCUGCAGCUGCACAACGAGGCACAGAGCCUGGUGGUGCCAGCCUACGCCUACCGGAACCUGCGUGCCCACCAGUCACCCAGCCCCUUCGCUUUCUGCUUCGUCAGCCACGACCAUGGGCUCACGUGGGAAAGAGGCAACUUUGUGGCCCGGGACACCCUGGAGUGCCAAGUGGCUGAGGUCGGGGGUGCAACACAGAGGCUGGUGUAUCUGAACGCUAGAAGCCCCCUCCGGGCCAGGGUCCAGGCCGAGAGCGCCAACGACGGGCUGGAUUUCAGGGGGUCCCAACAGGUGCAGAAGCUCGUGGAGCCCCCCCAUGGCUGCCACGGGAGUGUCAUCGGCUUCACGAGCCCCAGCGCAGGGUCCGACCCGUCGAACAAGUGGCUGCUCUACACUCACCCGACGGAUCCCCGGCAGAGGUCCAACCUGGGCGCCUACCUCAACACACGGCCCCCGGCCCCCGAGGCCUGGUCCCAGCCCGCCCUGCUGGCCGCGGGCAGCUGCGCCUACUCAGACCUCCAGAGCCUGGGCGUCGGGCCCGACGGCUCGCCCCAGUUUGGGUGUCUGUACGAAUCUGACAACUACGAGGAGAUCGUCUUCCUCAUGUUCACCCUGAAACAAGCCUUCCCGGCUGCAUGCUCACCGCAGUGA